Molecule: messenger RNA, 1957 nt
Organism: Neltuma alba
Lineage: Eukaryota; Viridiplantae; Streptophyta; Magnoliopsida; Fabales; Fabaceae
Product: asparagine synthetase [glutamine-hydrolyzing] 2-like
Cellular component (GO): cytosol
Molecular function (GO): asparagine synthase (glutamine-hydrolyzing) activity
Source: RefSeq, a predicted model, not a curated record
GUCUCCUCCCAGAGAAGCCGCCAUGUGUGGAAUACUUGCAGUCUUGGGCUGCAUUGACAACUCUCAGGCCAAGCGUUCUCGUAUAAUCGAAUUGUCUAGGAGGUUAAGGCAUCGGGGUCCUGAUUGGAGUGGCUUGCAUUGCCAUGAAAACUGUUAUCUUGCCCAUCAACGUCUGGCUAUCGUCGAUCCUACCUCAGGGGAUCAACCUCUAUAUAAUGAAGACAAGAGUGUCGUUGUUACUGUAAAUGGAGAGAUAUACAACCAUAAAGAAUUGAAAAAACUGACUUCUCACCAAUUUCGCACUGGAAGCGACUGUGAAGUGAUUGCCCACCUUUAUGAAGAAUAUGGUGAAGAAUUCGUUGACAUGUUGGAUGGCAUGUUCUCUUUUGUCCUUCUAGACACUAGAGAUAAAAGCUUCAUUGCAGCUCGUGAUGGUAUUGGGAUUACCCCUCUUUACAUGGGCUGGGGUCUCGAUGGAUCUAUAUGGUUUGCAUCUGAAAUGAAAGCUUUGAGUGAUGAUUGUGAGAGAUUUGUAUCUUUUCCUCCAGGGCAUUUAUAUUCCAGCAAACAGGGAGACCUAAGAAGGUGGUAUAAUCCCCCUUGGUAUUCGGAGAAUAUUCCUUCGACUCCAUACAAUCCUCUGGCUUUGCGUGAGGCAUUUGAGAAGGCUGUAGUUAAGAGACUUAUGACUGAUGUACCAUUCGGAGUUCUGUUGUCUGGAGGACUAGAUUCAUCACUGGUUGCCGCUGUUGCCAACCGUCAUUUGGCUGAAUCUGAAGCUGCUCAUCAGUGGGGAUCACAGCUACAUACCUUUUCUGUUGGUCUAGAGGGCUCGCCAGAUUUGAAAGCUGCCAGAGAGGUAGCCGAUUAUAUUGGUACCCGUCACCAUGAAUUUCAUUUCACCGUUCAGGAAGGUAUAGAUGCGCUUGAAGAAGUCAUUCACCAUAUAGAAACAUAUGAUGUAACGACUAUCAGAGCGAGCACUCCUAUGUUCCUUAUGUCUCGAAAAAUCAAAUCGUUGGGAGUGAAAAUGGUUCUUUCUGGGGAAGGUUCAGAUGAAAUAUUUGGAGGUUACCUGUACUUCCACAAGGCACCUAACAAGGAAGAAUUUCACCAAGAAACAUGUCGAAAAAUUAAAGCACUACAUCUUUAUGACUGCCUGAGAGCCAAUAAAUCAACUUCAGCAUGGGGUUUAGAGGCUCGUGUACCAUUCUUAGAUAAAGAAUUCAUCAACGUAGCCAUGAGCAUAGAUCCAGAGUGGAAAAUGAUAAGGACUGAUAUUGGAAGGAUAGAGAAGUGGAUCCUACGCAAUGCAUUUGAUGAUGAUCAGAAGCCAUAUCUACCUAAGCACAUAUUGUAUAGGCAGAAGGAACAGUUCAGUGACGGUGUUGGGUACAGCUGGAUUGAUGGCUUGAAGGAGCAUGCCAACAACCUAGUCACAGAUGCAAUGUUAAUGAAUGCAAGUUUUAUUUAUCCAGAAAACACUCCUACCACGAAAGAAGCAUACUUCUACAGAACAAUUUUUGAGAAGUUCUUCCCUAAGAAUGCUGCUAGGUCAACAGUUCCCGGAGGCCCUAGUGUGGCAUGCAGUACCGCAAAAGCUGUGGAAUGGGACGCAGCGUGGUCAAAAAAUCCUGACCCUUCUGGUCGGGCUGCACUUGGCGUUCAUGAGGCAGCAUACGAGGAAGCAAAAGUUGCCAAACCGAUCAAUGGCGCCCACUAAACUGCUUUUAGUGGACGUUGAGUUCUGUAUAUUUAUUGGUUAAUGAAAGUAGAGGAGACGUGUUGUUUCUAAAUUACAUUUGAGAACUCUACUUUGUAAUAGGCAUAAAGUUUAUUUCUCUGAAGCAUCUCUGUAAUGUGGUCCCACUUGUGUUGGUGGUUGUUUUUCCUCAAUCUAAUGAACCGACCAUCCACUGGUGUAUAAUAAAUACGGAAAUUCAGUCCUACGAAGUAA